Messenger RNA from Liolophura sinensis, 1057 nucleotides. RefSeq names its product 15-hydroxyprostaglandin dehydrogenase [NAD(+)]-like. Gene Ontology annotation, molecular function: oxidoreductase activity, acting on the CH-OH group of donors, NAD or NADP as acceptor. Gene Ontology annotation, cellular component: cytoplasm. The transcript has 7 exons. NCBI's taxonomy places the organism in Eukaryota, Metazoa, Mollusca, Polyplacophora, Chitonida, Chitonidae. The coding region runs from base 115 to 864 and encodes 249 amino acids. The record is from RefSeq and is a predicted model, not a curated record.
CGUAGGUGUACUAUGACCACUACUGCUGGGAUUCAGGGUACACUCCACCGUUCAGACAGCACAAGUCGGCAUAAACCACGGCAAUAACGGACAGGGAGAACUGUAGAGUACAGAAUGCAGUUGACAGGCAAAGUGGCUCUGGUGACUGGUGGAGCUCAGGGGAUUGGGAAGGGGUUGUGUGAAGCUCUACUGAAGAAGGGAGCCAAGGUUUGCGUCACAGAUCUUAACCCUGAGCAGGGGGAGACAACUGUGAAAGAGUUCACAAGUCAGCAUGGUGAUGGUAAAGCAAUCUUCAUACAGUGUGAUGUGACAUCUCAGGAACAAAUGGACAGUGCCUUUUCAAAAUGCAAGGAAACAUUUGGCAACAUCGACAUUGUGUGCAAUAAUGCUGGACUAGGACAUGAAAUCAAAUGGGAAUUGACAGUGGAUAUCAAUUUAAAAGGUGUCAUUCGUGGUACAUUACUAGGAAUACAGUACUUACGCAAAGACAAGGGAGGGAAAGGUGGUGCGGUCAUCAACAUGUCCUCAUCAGCAGGUUUAACUCCUGUUCCUUUUGCUCCUGUGUACUGUGCUACCAAACAUGCUGUUCUCGGCUUCACAAAAAGUUGGGCUCUACAUCCUGACCAAGAAGCCAUGGGUGUUCGCUUCUUGACAGUGUGCCCUUCCUUUGUGGAGACACCCCUGAUACACUGUACGGACCACGGAGAGAUGUACCACCCAGACAAGGCUCGGCAGUUCAUGCAGAAAACAGGCAUCAUGAGUGUUGAUUUUGUGGCCGACUCAAUGAUAAAACUGCUGGAGGAUGACACCAACAAUGGAGCUGUGAUGAAGUUAACCAAAGCCAGUGGAGUAGAGUUCAAAUAGAGUUUCUCACACUACUCAAAUUUUUAUUUUUCAGUCCCCUUUUUGUUUUUACUUCAAAACCAAAAAAAUAGAAAACCAAAAAAAUAAAAAAAUAAAAAAAAAAUUAAAUAUUAAAGAGUAUUGAGAAAUGUUUUUUCCGAUGCAAGCAUAUGACAAGGGAACAUAAACCUGCACAAUUACCAACUUUGUCCAU